GUCAGGGAUGGCGGUCGCAGGUGAGAUUAAAGAUUAUGCUUCAGGAAAGACAUUUUCCAGAAAUGAAAAAUGGUGUUUGGAAAACUGGAAUUAAUAAGUGAUUGGACUGCAAUAAAAGAUGCAAUUGAAAGAAAGUACUAGUUGUGUAAGUGCAAGACGUCAGACUGUGUAUCCUAUAAAGUGUAAAGAUGAUGUUUCAUAUGAGGAAAGAAGAUGGUUUAUCUUCUGAAUUGUGUUUUGUACUAUUGUUUUUGUUGUAACUUGUAUAGUCCAAUAUGCAAAAUAAAAGUACCCAGAAAAUCAGACCAAAAAAGAUUAGUCGUGUCUAUGCUUCAAGGCCCAGGAGAUCAAGAUCCCAAGAAGAAGAAAAUAGUGAAAAGGACUCACAGCAUAAUGAUACCUGUGGUAAGGCUUCCUCUGGAAAUAAUAUAGACUUGCCAACCAGAAGUGUAGAUGCAGCUGUAACUAGCCUUACACAGUCCUUCUCAUUUGACCCAGAAGUAGGAAUUUCAAGCACAUCAGAAAAUGACCUCAACAGAACAGAUGAGAAUUUGUCUUCUGUAUUUAAUUUAUGCAAUGCAGAAUUUGCUCUCAGAGAAGAUGCAAGGAAUGUCACAUUGUCAGAGAAGAAUUCCAAGAAUGCUACUACACAAACAUUCCUGGCGAUUGUACAGUUGCCAGCUGAAGGUAAAAAUGAAACAGAAUCAAGUGAAGCAGUUUCAGAGAAUAACUUUGCUCCUAGCAGUUCAAAAGGAGAGCCACAGAAAACUGCUGAAUUCCCAGGUCAUAGUAAUAGUGGCUCAGAACCUGCAAUAGAUCCAUUGCAAAUAUCAGGAAACAUCAGGAAAUUGGUUUCUUCCAGUGACAAUGUUACAGACUACGUGCAGCGAGGAAGUAUACAUGCAGGAAGUGUUAAGAAUGUUGAUAAGUUAAAAAGACCUCAGUACCAAGUCUCAGGGUUUAUGGAAGAUCAUGCAGAGUUUGCAUCAGAUUGGCGAGAGGCAACUCAAAGACAAGGAGGAAGAUACACCCCAUCUGUGCUGGAGUCAACAGUGGAUGGAAGUGUUGUGAAAGGAGCACGGAGGCCAUAUGGAUCAAGAGUUACUCCUGCAGAACUUGACAGUUUUAUCGACAUGGCUAUCGAGAUUGGCAGCGAUGAGAAAGAUCCUCUUAUUACAUUAGAUGAGUGGGGCCUAAAGACAGAGCAACACAAAUACAAAUGUUCAGCAUGUGAGGCGGUGAGCAAGACGCGUUUGGAUAUUGAACAGCACAUUGCAGAUAUGCAGAAAGACCAUGAAGAAGCCGUAGUGGUGGUGCUGAUAGGCCCCGAGGCACGAGGAAGGAGCUGCCCCCUCUGCAAUGACAGAUUUCAGCGGAGUCAUUUGUUUAAGCAUAUUAGGGAAUCCCACAACACUUUCUUUCCCUUGCGCUGUGGAUACUGUGUAUUCAUGGGGCAGGAUCACAAUCAACUGCGUCAUCACAUUCGCAAGAAGCAUGGCACAUCCAAAUAUCGAAUCAUUGAUGUUUCCCGCAUCCUUGCUGAAAAUGAUGAAUCAGGUGAGAAAUCUUUGCUGGAAGAUGAGGACCAGAGUGACGAGGACAUCAGAGAAGACUCCGCACCCCAGGGAAAUAUGCUCUGCCCUCUCUGUGGGAAGGGGUUGAAGACUUUGCGGAAUUUGAAGAAGCACGUUGCUCAGCACAGCCGUCAGAAGCAACAGUGCAUGCUCUGCCCCUUCACUACUACUUUCCCAACACAAGUUCGCAGUCAUUUUCGACGCAAGCACCCAUCACAUUCUCCCAAGUGGCAAAAGGUCACAUUAGACAAAGGUGGCAGCGAUGCCCUAGUGGAAGAUGUUGGUCCAUACUUGCGUCUCAUCACUAGAAAGUAUGGAGUACGUCAGCCAAAGAAAGAGAAGAAAUGGAUGCGGCAAUAUAGGUGUCCUCACUGCGAUUACAUCUGCAGUUUUAAUUCCUCAUACAACCGUCACCUGCGUCUGCACAAAGGUGUCAAGCCAUAUAAGUGUGGGUAUUGUGAUUUCCAUGGUAGGGAAGCCUAUGUUGUCAGGAAGCACUGUUCAAAGGUGCACAAGGGUAAAGAGGUACUUGUUGAGAAUGACAAGAACUUCAAGGCUCCAUAUCGCUUUGAAUCAAGAUUGAAGAAAGAAAAUUAUGAGUGGACAUCAUGUCUAGGUAAUGAAGGACUGAAGAGCAAUGUCAGUCCGGAAAAUGAGUCCUGUCAACUUAAUAAUGGCAGUGACAAAGAGCUAGCAGGAUCAAGGAUUCUCAGCACCAGUGCAAUGGCCGCUCAAUCUGCUGUUGAUUGCUUGGAUGAAAAGGUGUUAAUGGCUGGUUCUUCGGCUUCAUUUGCUAAGAAAUUUGAAUGUUUGACAUUUAAGACCCUCAGUGUAGUGGCAGAAGAUCAGGUUAUGAACACUUUGCAUGUUCAGCAAGAACAAAGUCAAAUGAGAAGUAGUGAACUUGAGCAAAUGUCAGAGGCUGUUAUUUCUUCAUGUGGACCAAAUGUACCAUUAGUUUCACAAAGUGUGGAAUUAAAUUUAAAGAGAACUGCAAAUCUUAAAAGACAGAUGGAGAAAGUAGUCACAGAUGCACUGGGGUUUGAAGAGUCCAGUUCAAAGAAAAUGUUGAAUUAUGAUGUUGUUGCAAUCACAAAUUCAUCUCUUCAGACAGAGACCAACAGUGCUGUAUCCUCAAAUCCUGAAAUUUGUAAUUUCAGACCAAAUUUUGAACUUCAACCUGAAAAUCAAUCUGUUAAAGUAAAAACAUUCAAAGUCAAACAUGCACCCCAAAGCAAAUGUGUAAAUGUGAACGAAAUUUGGACAGAUGAUAAAAAAUUACCUAAUACAGAAUUAGAACCUGAGAUUGGUAACACAAAUGUAAAUAGAGUAGAGGCUAGUCUAGAUUCUAAAAUGUGUGAACCUUCAUUUUGUUCCAUUAGCUCCGUUUCAUUAGACUGUGAUGAUGGUAGUGAUAACACUGUUGUUAUUGAGUUAUGUGCAACCAGUAAUGAAAGUUUUACUGUUAAGGAAGUGCGAGGCUUUAAAAAGCGGGAAAAGCUAAGCCACAAGAAUUCUGAAGAGUCUGUUUCCUUAUAUGUAGAUACAAAAAGAAUGAAUAAAAUGCAUCAAUCUUUACCGGUACAGUCUGAAAAAGCAGUUGCAUCUCUCUCAAAAGACUUCAGUAUUAUUGAACCCACAACUUCAAAAAAAAAUGUAAACAAACUCAUUACAUCUGAAACUACCAAAAUUGGGAAUUCAGAGGCUAGUCCAUCUAAUGGCUUAGAGAACACACUUCACACUCACAUUGCCUUCCUCACAGACUCUCUUGUACAGCGCCUUAGCAGUCCAAUAUCAGCCACUCCAGGUGUCAUGACGAGAGACUUGCUUGGACUAGACUACAGCAAUAGUGACUACUUCAGCUCAGAGAAAGUACGACACAUGAUGAAGAAAAAGAGCGGAGGAAGAGUCAAGUGCAAUGUAUGCGGGGUAACUACGACUUAUCGGGCAUUCUACAAGCAUGCCAAAAAGCACUUUCACAUCAAGCCAUUCAAGUGUGGCUAUUGUUCAUACAGAUCAAUUGAGAAGAGCAAGAUCAGAGUGCACAAUACAUUUUGCCAUCCAAGUCGGCCUUGCAUCAUUCUGAAGUUGUCACCAGAAACUGCUGGGAUCACCACAGAUGGAACACAACAGACCUCUGGGAAGGUGGGCCAGCCUGUUGAGGGCAGACCUCCACACAGAACAAAUAGUGUAGAUGAUGAAACCUUCAUAACAUUUCCUGAUCCUGUAGGUUCUGUUAAAGACAGCAAUGCUACCAACAUUUGCAAUAAAAUAUCACCAUCCAAUAGCAAUUCUUGUGAGUCUCAAGUCUCCAUUAACAAAAAGGCAGCUGAUAAAAUAGUUGACCACCAUUCCCCAUCAACUACCUCAACUGUGGUGCCCAAUGUGUCUGCUGGGCCCUCAACAUUCCACUGUCCCAUUUGUUAUAAGCAACUGCAGUUCCACACACCAUCAAUAAGAAGGCACUUAUACAGUCAUUAUGGUUACAAACCUUACAAAUGUGGUUACUGUAACUUCACUGCCAUUGGCCAAAAUGAGAUCCGUGCACAUCAUGUCACUCAUGGCUUUACCACAGCGCCCAAGGUGGAGUCUUCUGGCAUAACUAUGCCCACUGGCCUCGCCUCUUACGUGAGUGAGCUUUUAGGGCAGCAGCGUGGGAGCCGGAAGCCGCAGAGGAAGAGAGGGCAGGUUGCUGAACACCAGCUGUUGGAUGAGACCUCAGAAAGUGAAAGAGAACCAACAGAGACCCAGCAGGAGCCAACUGACCUCAUGUGGACAGAGAUGGCCUCAAAGGAAGAGCUGGCAACCAUUUACUUUACACCCCAAGAGCAACCCCAGCAAGCUCUAGUUCCUACUCCUAAUAGUGAGCCACAGGAGGGUCUUGAUCUUCCUGUUGAAGCAGGGCCCCUGACACAGCCACUUGAGCCUGUGGAUCUAUAUUCUGAGGCAGCAUAUGCUGUACAGGUUCUUGAAUCUGGGCAGAAUCCAGGGCCUGGUACAAGUCCAACUCGACAACUUGAUGUUGGAGGUCAUUCAUAUUCACAGUUUGAUUCAGACCAAGUGUGUGUUGUUUAUCUGAUUGAUUAAGUGCGUAGCAAGAAUUAUGAAAGGAACUCCAUGUUAUCUAAGGUUCAACAGAUUGACAAAAUCUGUCUUUUGUAGCAGAUGAGCCAAGAAAUUGAAAAUGGAAAAGAAUGUGUUUGUAGAUGUGUUAAGCAAUGGGAAAAUUAUACUAUUAUAUGUUUCUUUUUCUUCGUUUAAAAAAAUUAUGUCGGUGAUUCUACAGGUAACCAUACACAUUCAGAAAAAUCUUUUAAAGUAUGGUUGAGUUUGCUCUUUUUUUUUUAAAUACCCAAAGGUUUCUGGAAUAUGAUUUCAUGACAAAAGAUUUUUACUCUUUUAAGAACUUUAGGGAAGUAAUGAAAUUGCUGCAUAUGUAGACACAUGCAUAAUAUUACAUGCAUUUGGUACUGCAUUUAUUGUUAUACAGCAUGUGUCCCUUUCUCACUAUUUCUUAUACUUUAAGUUAUCCUUUUGGAUUCCUUUUUACUCAUUCACUUCUGGUUGUUCUCAUUUUGUUUCACUUUUUUUCUUGAAUUACAUUACAUAUAGUAUGACAUCAGUUCGCAAUAUUCUUGUAUUAUCUCAUGUAGGUGUGGUACUUUAUCCUGAUUGCCUAUAUUGCAUACAGUCUCAGGAAAAAAGAAAUUGGCAACUCACUCCAGACCCAAGAAUACUUUGAUUCGCCGGGUCUCCUUUUUAUUCCAGUCAGCUGGCCCUUAAUACUUGUGUUGGCAUGUUUUGCCUUUUUAAAACCUAUAUGCAUUAGUAUUUUUUAUUAUUUUUUUCCUUCGGUCUUCCUUCCUUCUUUCUUCUUCCUUUUUUUUUCU
Molecule: messenger RNA, 5464 nt
Organism: Penaeus vannamei (Pacific white shrimp)
Lineage: Eukaryota; Metazoa; Arthropoda; Malacostraca; Decapoda; Penaeidae
Source: RefSeq, a predicted model, not a curated record